AUGUAUGCAGAUGACACCAAAGUGUACAAAUCAAUUAAAUCGGAAGAUGACUGUCAAAUUCUGCAACACGCCUUGACCAGCCUUGAAUGUUGGAGUCAUGAUAACAACCUAGAUUUCAACCACUCGAAAUGUAAGGUGCUGACCAUCACACGGAAAAAGACUCCCCUCGUGCAUGUCUAUCGCAUGAAUUCAAAGGAAUCGCGUGUGGAUAAAGAGAAAGACCUUGGUGUUUGCGUCAGUGCCAACUUCAAUUGGGAUGUUCACAUCCACACAAUCACUGGUAAGGCCAACAAGAUGCUCGGGCUGCUUAAACGAACUUGCCCUCCUUUGAGAGACAAAACAGUACGACGAACUCUGUAUCUCUCGCUUGUUAGAUCUCAGCUAUGUUACGCUAGUGAAGUCUGGUCUCCACACACUGUCAAACUCAAGUCUAGAGUCGAAAGCGUCCAAAGAAGAGCCACCGCGUGGAUACUACAAUCCAAGCAUGGCGAAAUGA
Paramuricea clavata is the source of this 496-nucleotide messenger RNA. The record is from the annotation of a GenBank genome assembly. NCBI's taxonomy places the organism in Eukaryota, Metazoa, Cnidaria, Anthozoa, Malacalcyonacea, Plexauridae.